AUGGUGUUGAGCUCGUCUCCAAGAUGUCCGGCCAUCUUCUUUCCUGGCAAGACUCUUGCGGGAGUAGUGUUCAUACCUGUAGAUCCUGCACUUCUAUGUGCCAGAGAUGUACCGUGGGAGGCUGGUAAACCAGAAAAGUUCCAUCUCUUCAUCACACCGGCAAAUCCUUUACCCUUAGAUUUGGAAAUGAUGUCGACUUUUUGUCCUGGCUUGAAAUGGUCAGCCUUGAGUUCUGUGCCAAGCGGAAGAAGCCCCUGUUCGCUUUUCACUUGGAACUCCAAAGAAUCUCCAAGAUAUCACGUCUCCUUCUCCAGUUUCAGGUCCGUAAAGCUCUCCAACAAUGUCUCUUUGGUGGUCAAUAUCAACGAUGGUUGGACUCUCGAUAGAGUUCAAGUGAGCGUAGAUGGUGUCAGUCCAAACAACAGGUCCGGUCCAUUCCAUAAUGUCCACGGAAGAACAUCUGUCAACACCCUUGAAAUCUUUGUAGUAUGCCUGCAGUUUGUCGUUCUUCUUGGCCUGGAAAGUGGUUUCCACAAUCUUGGCAAUCAAUUUUCUGAGAAUAGGAUGUCUGGCCUUGGCCUUAAAUGUCCAUUGUUCGAACUGGAUUCUUCUGGUCAUGUAGUGUUGCCAGUUCUCAACGUUAAUGUCCUCUUCAACAGCCACCACGAAACCCACAUUUCUAUCAGAGUCGAACCACGCAUCGACCGGUUUCUGCAAGUCCGUGUCAAUAUCUCCAUAGACUCCUCCGUUCAGGAAAAUCAACAAGUAUCUAGAAAAGUCGGACUUGAUAAUCUUGUUUGGGAGCAUCUCGAACGCCUCCAACACCUCAGGAACGGUGUCCUUGAAACGGAUUUUCAAAACCUCCAAAAUCUGCUCGUCUGUGAGCAGGUUGUACUUGUAGGUUGGGUUCUCGUUCUUCCACUUGUUAACCAGCUCUCUGUGCGGGAAAUCUGGGUCGGUGGAUGGAACUUUCCACAUUUGCCAGAUGUUCUUUUCGAUUCUUCUGGCACUGUUGUCAAAUGGGAAGAAUUUAGCAAGUCUGUCUGCGGUCACUGCAGCAUCAUAUGGAUUAGCACCGCGGGAUUUAGGAUUAAGUCUGUAAAAGUUGUUGAGUGCCUCGGAGAUGAUUUGGUCUUCUGUGUUGAUAGACCAUCCGGUCGAAAAUCUGAACAAAAUCAGACCCAACACGAGUCCGACGAAAAUGGACAGCUUUCUGAACCGAGGCGACACCGACGACGAGGUCGAGUUAAUACCUCUCGAGGCUUGAAGACCAAGUUCGUCGAACAGUAUCCGGGAUUCGAGUCCAUCAUCGACGAGCUUGUGCCAAAGAAGUCGACUGUGAUGCACUACAAGUGUGAGGACAAAAUCCAGCUCUAUUUGGUGGACGGAGAGGUCCUGUUCUACCAGAAGUUCGACGAGCUGCUUCCUGCAUUGAGAUUGGUCCACAAAUACCCUUCGCUGUUCCCUAGAGUCCAGGUCGAUCGGGGAGCCAUCAAAUUCGUUCUUUCCGGAGCAAACAUUAUGUGUCCCGGUCUCACAUCCAAGGGCGGAAAACUGCCGGACGAAAACAUACCCAAGGAUACCACGGUGGCGAUCUACGCCGAGGGAAAAGAGCACGCGUUAGCCGUGGGAAAACUAUUGAUGAGCACUGACGACAUUAAGACCAUUAACAAAGACGUGGGAAUCGAGCUAUACCAUUACUUAGGCGAUGGAUUAUGGACUUUCCGCGAAUAA
This is a messenger RNA of Ogataea philodendri, 1734 nucleotides long. RefSeq lists its product as uncharacterized. Bases 1 to 1734 code for a protein of 577 amino acids. The record is from RefSeq and is a predicted model, not a curated record. Lineage: Eukaryota; Fungi; Ascomycota; Pichiomycetes; Pichiales; Pichiaceae. Gene Ontology annotation, biological process: formation of translation preinitiation complex. Gene Ontology annotation, molecular function: RNA binding. The transcript is spliced from 3 exons.